Molecule: messenger RNA, 676 nt
Organism: Spirometra erinaceieuropaei
Lineage: Eukaryota; Metazoa; Platyhelminthes; Cestoda; Diphyllobothriidea; Diphyllobothriidae
Source: the annotation of a GenBank genome assembly
AUGAUACGUCAGCUCUAUGAUGGCCUGUUGGUGCGAGUCACGGACAAUGGAGCAGUCACAGAGGCAUUGGCAGUGACCAACGGAGUGAAGCAGGGCUGCGUUCUCCCGCCUACCCUCUUCAGUCUCAAGUUCUCUACCAUGCCGAUGGACGCCUACCGUGACGAACGCCCGGGGAUCCACGUUGUCUACAGGAUGGACGGCCAACUCCUCAAUCAGCGCGGAUACACUUCCAGUCGCGUGUAUCCACAGCUACCGUCCACUAACUUCUCUUCGUCAAGCGUUCAGCCGCCUGCAGAACGCCGUCUGGAAUAGUUACGAUCUUCCCCUUAACACCAGGUUCAAGAUGUACGAAGUUGUCAUCCUCCCAAUAUUGUUGGAUGGAGUGGAGACCUGGAUGGUGCCCAAAAAGCAGGCACGGAAGAUUAACCGCCUACAAUCUAACUGUCUCCGGCAGAUACUUAAGCUGAAGUGGCAGGACCGGAUCCCGGAUACGGAAGUACUGGAACGAACAGGAAUUCUCAGCAGUCACGCCGUGCUAAGAAAAUUGCUACUGCACUGGAACGGCCACCUCGUGCGGAUAGACGACGAGCGGCUAUCCAAUCGACCCUUCUAUGGAGAUGUCGUCACGGGUUCUCGUCGAAAGGAGGUCGAAUUCGGCGCUACAAGGACACUCUAA